ACCGCCUGCCCCGGAAGCGGUCGGCGCGCGGCGCGGCUGGGCGCUAAGAUGGCGGCGGCGUGAGUUGCAUGUUGUGUGAGGAUCCCGGGGCCGCCGCGUCGCUCGGGCCCCGCCAUGGCCGUCACCAUCACGCUCAAAACGUUGCAGCAGCAGACCUUCAAGAUCCGCAUGGAGCCUGACGAGACGGUGAAAGUGCUAAAGGAAAAGAUAGAAGCUGAGAAGGGGCGCGAUGCCUUCCCCGUGGCUGGACAGAAGCUCAUCUAUGCUGGCAAGAUCUUGAGUGACGACGUCCCCAUCAGGGACUAUCGUAUCGAUGAGAAGAACUUUGUGGUCGUCAUGGUGACCAAGGCGAAAACGAGUCCAAGCAGCGCAGUGCCCCCAGAGACCUCACCCACUGCUGCCCCGGAGUCCUCCACCACCUUUCCUCCGGCCCCUGCCUCAGGCAUGUCCCAUCCUCCGCCUGCCCCCAGAGAGGACAAGAGUCCGUCGGAGGAAUCAAUCCCCGCGACGUCCCCAGAAUCCGUGUCAGGCUCUGUUCCCUCUUCAGGUAGCAGCGGGCGAGAGGAAGACGCGGCCUCCACGCUAGUGACUGGAUCUGAGUAUGAGACGAUGCUGACGGAGAUCAUGUCCAUGGGCUAUGAGCGAGAGCGGGUUGUGGCCGCCCUGAGAGCCAGCUACAACAACCCACACCGAGCCGUGGAGUAUCUGCUCACGGGAAUUCCUGGGAGUCCCGAGCCAGAACAUGGUUCUGUCCAGGAGAGCCAGGUGUCCGAGCAGCCGACUACAGAAGCAGCAGGAGAGAACCCUCUAGAGUUCCUGCGGGACCAGCCCCAGUUCCAGAACAUGCGGCAGGUGAUUCAGCAGAACCCAGCACUGCUGCCGGCCCUGCUCCAGCAGCUGGGCCAGGAGAACCCUCAGCUUUUGCAGCAAAUCAGCCGGCAUCAGGAGCAGUUCAUCCAGAUGCUAAAUGAGCCUCCUGGAGAGCUGGCAGACAUCUCCGAUGUGGAGGGCGAGGUGGGCGCCAUAGGCGAGGAGGCCCCCCAGAUGAACUACAUCCAGGUGACGCCGCAGGAGAAGGAAGCUAUAGAGAGGUUGAAGGCCCUGGGCUUCCCCGAGGGCCUGGUGAUCCAGGCCUACUUCGCCUGUGAGAAAAACGAGAACUUGGCUGCUAACUUCCUCCUGAGUCAGAACUUUGAUGACGAGUGAUGCCGGGAGGCCGGGCUGCCCACUGCCCCCCCACCCCUCAACUCCACGGAAGUUUUAUAACAGAAAAAAAUAUAUAUAUAUUCAUGUUUAUUUAAGAAGUGGAAGAAAAAUCAAAAACUUUAAAAAAAACCACCCCAACUUCCCACCCUCCUAAAGUGGCCCCCAUUCGCAUCUUGGCCUGAGAAGACCCGGGCCAGACAGCUGUCCCCAUCCCCCGCCGCAGCCCUGCCUACUUGAAGGAGCUGGCAGGACUGCAGGCGACAGAUGGGCCCCUCUUGGCCUCUGUCCCAGCUCCCUGCAGCCAGAUGGAGAGGCGGCUGCUUGCUUCCCAUCCCCCGAAGAGCCCCCGAGACCUCCCCCGCCCUCUUCCAGGGUGAGGGGAAGCUGGAGCCCCGGACU
Molecule: messenger RNA, 1605 nt
Organism: Equus caballus (horse)
Lineage: Eukaryota; Metazoa; Chordata; Mammalia; Perissodactyla; Equidae
Gene: RAD23A
Product: RAD23 homolog A, nucleotide excision repair protein
Biological process (GO): nucleotide-excision repair; proteasome-mediated ubiquitin-dependent protein catabolic process
Cellular component (GO): nucleoplasm; cytosol
Molecular function (GO): polyubiquitin modification-dependent protein binding; proteasome binding; ubiquitin binding
Source: RefSeq, a predicted model, not a curated record